AAAUCCACUGGAAAAGCCCAGGUAGAAACACCGAGCUCUCACGGGACCUGGAUUGGUUUGUAAUCUUGCACACAAAAGCCAAAUUACUGCAUUGGGCUGAAUUUCAAAACUUUUCAAAUUACUCUAAUGUUCAAAAUUCCCCACAAAACGAAAAGAACGGAACUUGCCAACAGGAUGUAAAUCCAUACUGCAGUGACUCCUCUUCCUAAGCGAUUGGCUUCCUCCUUUGCCAGGGUUGGUGCUGCUGUUUGUCACUCACCAAAUUGCGUCGAUCUGAAGCUGCCAAUUGCUCCCUUCCACCGAGUGGAAAUGGCAGCUUCAGAGGGAGAUGGUGGGCUACAGCCUGAGGAACUCAGCGGAGCUCAAGUCAUAGCAGAGGCGCUGAGAAGGCAGAAUCUUCGGUAUAUGUUUGGGAUUGUUGGUAUUCCGGUGAUAGAAAUAGCCAUGGCAGCCCAAGCUGCUGGGAUUAAGUAUAUUGGGAUGAGAAAUGAGCAAUCUGCUUGUUAUGCAGCGUCUGUAGUAGGAUAUUUAACUGGAAGGCCAGGAAUUUGCCUUACUGUCUCUGGCCCAGGUCUCUUACAUGCAUUGGGAGGAAUGGCAAAUGCAAACAUGAACUGUUGGCCUGUAGUUGUCCUUGCAGGAUCCUCUGACCGAAAUCAGGAAACAAUGGGUGCAUUUCAGGAAUUUCCACAGGUUGAGGCAUGUCGGCUUUACAGCAAAUUUACAGCUAGACCAAACAGUUUGGAAGCUAUACCUGCCAUAAUAGAAAAGGCAGUUAGAAGCAGUAUCUAUGGCCGCCCAGGAGCUUGUUAUGUCGAUAUUCCUGGAGAUAUGGUGACGUCAAAAAUCCGAAGUGAAUUACUGAGACCUGCUCCUUGUUGUCUCCGUGCUCCCAUGGCCAUGGCAGAAUCUCAAGUAGUGAAAGAAGCAGCUUUGAUCAUUAAAAGUGCCAAGAGGCCCCUUGUUAUUGUUGGCAAAGCCAUCAGAGCUAAUACAACUGGAGAGACAGGAUUAUUUAAGAUACAUGGAGGAGCAAAGGCAGGAAAUGAGGGAGAUAAGAGAAUUGCUGCACUAAAACUUGAGCUAAUCAGAAUACGGCGAAAGGCAAGGAAUGCGAAAUUGAGAAGGUUCAGUUGCAAGAAGUCUGGCAGCCCGUACCAACCCUCCCAUUUCACUUUGAACAGUGCAGCCUAUUCUCGUGCUGAAGAUAACAUCAAAAAGCUUAUAAACUUGUGUGGACUACCAUUUCUGCCAACUCCAAUGGGGAAAGGUGUGGUACCUGACAACCAUCGCAACUGUGUCUCUGCAGCCAGGUCUAGAGCUUUGCAGAAUGCAGAUGUGAUUCUGCUGCUGGGAGCCAGGUUAAACUGGAUUUUACAUUUCGGACAUCCACCAAGAUUUCGUGCUGAUGUGAAAAUCAUACAGGUUGAUCUGUGUGCUGAAGAACUAGGAAAUAAUGUGAAGCCUGUUGCUGCCUUACUAGGUGAUGUGAAUGCUGUGGUCGAACAGUUAUUGGAGUGCUUCAGGACUAACCCUUGGACAUAUCCAUCCAACUCUGAAUGGUGGCUUCACUUGAAGGAAAAGAUGAAAGACAAUGAAGAAGCAUCCAAGGCUUUAGCUGCACAGAAAUCUCUGCCCAUGAACUACUACACUGUGUUCCACAACAUUCAAGCAAUGCUACCAAAAGAUUGUAUUAUUGUCAGUGAGGGUGCCAAUACCAUGGACAUUAGCCGUACAGUGCUGCAAAACUACCUGCCUCGGCACAGAUUGGAUGCUGGCACCUUUGGCACCAUGGGUGUAGGCCUGGGUUUUGCUCUAGCUGCAGCAGUGAUUGCCAAAGAUGAAAGCCCGCAUCAGCGGGUGAUCUGUAUUGAAGGAGACAGUGCCUUUGGCUUUUCUGGCAUGGAGGUGGAGACUGUAUGCAGGUAUGGUUUUCCAAUAGUGGUCAUUGUCGUAAACAAUAAUGGAAUUUACAGUGGAGUGGAUGAGGACUCUUGGAACGAGCUGAAAAAAGUGGGGGAGACUGAAAUUGUGGCUCCACCCAUCUCUCUCACACCUAAUGCUCAUUAUGAGCAGGUCAUCAUUGCAUUUGGUGGGAAAGGCUACUUUGUACAAACACCAGAGGAGCUGCAAAAGGCACUUGCUGCAUGUUUGGCAGACCAGAAACUACCAUCACUCAUUAACGUGAUGAUUGACCCAUCAUCCGAUCGAAAGAAACAAGAUUUUACUUGGCUGACUCGUUCCAAUAUGUGACUGGAAUAUUUUGCAAAACCAAAGCAGAGUAAGCCAGGCCCAAUUGACUGGAAAACAUACGUUAUGACAUCAUUUUGCAUACCAAUUUGCAAGGUGAAAUUUCGGCAAGAUUGGAUGCUUAUAUUCUUAAAAAUUUGUGAUUACCGUUGGUUCUGAAUUAGCUGAACAAGCGAUGGACCUCAGGAAUAAAUUAACUUUAUAUUGUUACGAAGAUUGUGAUUGUGAAUGUUUCUGAAGCAGUGAAGUUGACAGUAAUCUUUUGUGUUGCCAAAGAGGAAAGUAUUUUUAGAUUGUUGGACAGUAGACCAAAGUCGUUGAUCAGUAUAUGAAAUAAAAAAGAUGUUUUAUUUCUUGUGUAGAAUUGUAUAAAUAACUCUAAAAUACCAUUAUUACUGCCAUUAACUUCAGCCAGGAAAUAAUCAUGUAUAAUAUUUAGACUGAAUAUCUGUCACUAGUAAUGCAAUGCUUUUUUGUGUUUUUUUCCUCCUAAAAUCUAUUACAAAAUGAAAAAUAAAUUUCUGUUUUCAUGAUAUCAGCAUGGGAAAUUAUACUUCACAGAAAUAAAAACCUAACUGAUCUUAAGUUCCAUGUUAUUGUUCUGAAAUGAGUUACUUGAUUAUUUUAAGCUUUUAUAGUAUAACCUUACAACUAUUGUAGUGCGCUGAGGAAUUUUAAUAUAAUCACAUUGUAAUUUUAGUAAGCUAUCUUGCUGAAGAAAGUUGUCACAGAUAUUUAAUAUUUAUUUCAAAAUGGCAUUGACGUACAGUUUUGAGUCUUCAUGCAACUCAUGACUGGACGUCUGCAAUCAAAACUGGGUAUUCUCUGAAAUGUAUAUUUGUUGGACCAGUAACAUAAUAAAUCGCAAACAUAAAAUGUGAGAAAUUUAGU
This is a messenger RNA of Stegostoma tigrinum, 3141 nucleotides long. It is a transcript of the gene hacl1, whose product is annotated as 2-hydroxyacyl-CoA lyase 1. Gene Ontology annotation, biological process: fatty acid alpha-oxidation. Gene Ontology annotation, cellular component: peroxisome. Gene Ontology annotation, molecular function: magnesium ion binding; thiamine pyrophosphate binding; catalytic activity. The transcript has 19 exons. Lineage: Eukaryota; Metazoa; Chordata; Chondrichthyes; Orectolobiformes; Stegostomatidae. The coding region runs from base 310 to 2253 and encodes 647 amino acids. The record is from RefSeq and is a predicted model, not a curated record.